This is a messenger RNA of Closterium sp. Yama58-4, 30807 nucleotides long. The record is from the annotation of a GenBank genome assembly. Lineage: Eukaryota; Viridiplantae; Streptophyta; Zygnematophyceae; Desmidiales; Closteriaceae.
AUGCUCCCUUCAUCAUUCAUGCUCCCUUCAUCAUUCAUGCUCCCUUCAUCAUCCAUGCUCCCUUCAUCAUUCAUGCUCCCUUCAUCAUUCAUGCUCCCUUCAUCAUCCAUGCUCCCUUCAUCAUUCAUGCUCCCUUCAUCAUUCAUGCUCCCUUCAUCAUUCAUGCUCCCUUCAUCAUUCAUGCUCCCUUCAUCAUUCAUGCUCCCUUCAUCAUCCAUGCUCCCUUCAUCAUUCAUGCUCCCUUCAUCAUCCAUGCUCCCUUCAUCAUUCAUGCUCCCUUCAUCAUUCAUGCUCCCUUCAUCAUCCAUGCUCCCUUCAUCAUUCAUGCUCCCUUCAUCAUUCAUGCUCCCUUCAUCAUUCAUGCUCCCUUCAUCAUCCAUGCUCCCUUCAUCAUCCAUGCUCCCUUCAUCAUCCAUGCUCCCUUCAUCAUUCAUGCUCCCUUCAUCAUUCAUGCUCCCUUCAUCAUCCAUGCUCCCUUCAUCAUUCAUGCUCCCUUCAUCAUUCAUGCUCCCUUCAUCAUUCAUGCUCCCUUCAUCAUUCAUGCUCCCUUCAUCAUUCAUGCUCCCUUCAUCAUUCAUGCUCCCUUCAUCAUUCAUGCUCCCUUCAUCAUUCAUGCUCCCUUCAUCAUCCAUGCUCCCUUCAUCAUCCAUGCUCCCUUCAUCAUUCAUGCUCCCUUCAUCAUUCAUGCUCCCUUCAUCAUUCAUGCUCCCUUCAUCAUUCAUGCUCCCUUCAUCAUUCAUGCUCCCUUCAUCAUUCAUGCUCCCUUCAUCAUCCAUGCUCCCUUCAUCAUUCAUGCUCCCUUCAUCAUUCAUGCUCCCUUCAUCAUUCAUGCUCCCUUCAUCAUCCAUGCUCCCUUCAUCAUCCAUGCUCCCUUCAUCAUCCAUGCUCCCUUCAUCAUUCAUGCUCCCUUCAUCAUCCAUGCUCCCUUCAUCAUCCAUGCUCCCUUCAUCAUUCAUGCUCCCUUCAUCAUUCAUGCUCCCUUCAUCAUUCAUGCUCCCUUCAUCAUUCAUGCUCCCUUCAUCAUUCAUGCUCCCUUCAUCAUCCAUGCUCCCUUCAUCAUCCAUGCUCCCUUCAUCAUCCAUGCUCCCUUCAUCAUCCAUGCUCCCUUCAUCAUCCAUGCUCCCUUCAUCAUUCAUGCUCCCUUCAUCAUUCAUGCUCCCUUCAUCAUUCAUGCUCCCUUCAUCAUUCAUGCUCCCUUCAUCAUUCAUGCUCCCUUCAUCAUUCAUGCUCCCUUCAUCAUUCAUGCUCCCUUCAUCAUUCAUGCUCCCUUCAUCAUUCAUGCUCCCUUCAUCAUCCAUGCUCCCUUCAUCAUCCAUGCUCCCUUCAUCAUCCAUGCUCCCUUCAUCAUCCAUGCUCCCUUCAUCAUCCAUGCUCCCUUCAUCAUUCAUGCUCCCUUCAUCAUUCAUGCUCCCUUCAUCAUUCAUGCUCCCUUCAUCAUUCAUGCUCCCUUCAUCAUUCAUGCUCCCUUCAUCAUUCAUGCUCCCUUCAUCAUUCAUGCUCCCUUCAUCAUUCAUGCUCCCUUCAUCAUCCAUGCUCCCUUCAUCAUCCAUGCUCCCUUCAUCAUUCAUGCUCCCUUCAUCAUUCAUGCUCCCUUCAUCAUUCAUGCUCCCUUCAUCAUUCAUGCUCCCUUCAUCAUUCAUGCUCCCUUCAUCAUUCAUGCUCCCUUCAUCAUUCAUGCUCCCUUCAUCAUUCAUGCUCCCUUCAUCAUUCAUGCUCCCUUCAUCAUUCAUGCUCCCUUCAUCAUUCAUGCUCCCUUCAUCAUCCAUGCUCCCUUCAUCAUCCAUGCUCCCUUCAUCAUCCAUGCUCCCUUCAUCAUCCAUGCUCCCUUCAUCAUUCAUGCUCCCUUCAUCAUUCAUGCUCCCUUCAUCAUCCAUGCUCCCUUCAUCAUUCAUGCUCCCUUCAUCAUUCAUGCUCCCUUCAUCAUUCAUGCUCCCUUCAUCAUUCAUGCUCCCUUCAUCAUUCAUGCUCCCUUCAUCAUUCAUGCUCCCUUCAUCAUUCAUGCUCCCUUCAUCAUUCAUGCUCCCUUCAUCAUUCAUGCUCCCUUCAUCAUUCAUGCUCCCUUCAUCAUCCAUGCUCCCUUCAUCAUCCAUGCUCCCUUCAUCAUUCAUGCUCCCUUCAUCAUUCAUGCUCCCUUCAUCAUUCAUGCUCCCUUCAUCAUUCAUGCUCCCUUCAUCAUUCAUGCUCCCUUCAUCAUUCAUGCUCCCUUCAUCAUUCAUGCUCCCUUCAUCAUCCAUGCUCCCUUCAUCAUCCAUGCUCCCUUCAUCAUCCAUGCUCCCUUCAUCAUUCAUGCUCCCUUCAUCAUUCAUGCUCCCUUCAUCAUUCAUGCUCCCUUCAUCAUUCAUGCUCCCUUCAUCAUUCAUGCUCCCUUCAUCAUUCAUGCUCCCUUCAUCAUUCAUGCUCCCUUCAUCAUCCAUGCUCCCUUCAUCAUUCAUGCUCCCUUCAUCAUUCAUGCUCCCUUCAUCAUUCAUGCUCCCUUCAUCAUUCAUGCUCCCUUCAUCAUCCAUGCUCCCUUCAUCAUCCAUGCUCCCUUCAUCAUUCAUGCUCCCUUCAUCAUUCAUGCUCCCUUCAUCAUUCAUGCUCCCUUCAUCAUCCAUGCUCCCUUCAUCAUUCAUGCUCCCUUCAUCAUUCAUGCUCCCUUCAUCAUUCAUGCUCCCUUCAUCAUCCAUGCUCCCUUCAUCAUCCAUGCUCCCUUCAUCAUCCAUGCUCCCUUCAUCAUUCAUGCUCCCUUCAUCAUCCAUGCUCCCUUCAUCAUUCAUGCUCCCUUCAUCAUUCAUGCUCCCUUCAUCAUUCAUGCUCCCUUCAUCAUUCAUGCUCCCUUCAUCAUUCAUGCUCCCUUCAUCAUUCAUGCUCCCUUCAUCAUUCAUGCUCCCUUCAUCAUCCAUGCUCCCUUCAUCAUCCAUGCUCCCUUCAUCAUUCAUGCUCCCUUCAUCAUUCAUGCUCCCUUCAUCAUCCAUGCUCCCUUCAUCAUCCAUGCUCCCUUCAUCAUUCAUGCUCCCUUCAUCAUUCAUGCUCCCUUCAUCAUUCAUGCUCCCUUCAUCAUUCAUGCUCCCUUCAUCAUUCAUGCUCCCUUCAUCAUUCAUGCUCCCUUCAUCAUUCAUGCUCCCUUCAUCAUUCAUGCUCCCUUCAUCAUUCAUGCUCCCUUCAUCAUUCAUGCUCCCUUCAUCAUUCAUGCUCCCUUCAUCAUCCAUGCUCCCUUCAUCAUUCAUGCUCCCUUCAUCAUCCAUGCUCCCUUCAUCAUUCAUGCUCCCUUCAUCAUUCAUGCUCCCUUCAUCAUUCAUGCUCCCUUCAUCAUUCAUGCUCCCUUCAUCAUUCAUGCUCCCUUCAUCAUCCAUGCUCCCUUCAUCAUUCAUGCUCCCUUCAUCAUCCAUGCUCCCUUCAUCAUCCAUGCUCCCUUCAUCAUUCAUGCUCCCUUCAUCAUUCAUGCUCCCUUCAUCAUUCAUGCUCCCUUCAUCAUUCAUGCUCCCUUCAUCAUUCAUGCUCCCUUCAUCAUUCAUGCUCCCUUCAUCAUUCAUGCUCCCUUCAUCAUCCAUGCUCCCUUCAUCAUUCAUGCUCCCUUCAUCAUUCAUGCUCCCUUCAUCAUUCAUGCUCCCUUCAUCAUUCAUGCUCCCUUCAUCAUCCAUGCUCCCUUCAUCAUCCAUGCUCCCUUCAUCAUUCAUGCUCCCUUCAUCAUUCAUGCUCCCUUCAUCAUCCAUGCUCCCUUCAUCAUUCAUGCUCCCUUCAUCAUUCAUGCUCCCUUCAUCAUUCAUGCUCCCUUCAUCAUCCAUGCUCCCUUCAUCAUCCAUGCUCCCUUCAUCAUCCAUGCUCCCUUCAUCAUUCAUGCUCCCUUCAUCAUUCAUGCUCCCUUCAUCAUUCAUGCUCCCUUCAUCAUCCAUGCUCCCUUCAUCAUUCAUGCUCCCUUCAUCAUUCAUGCUCCCUUCAUCAUUCAUGCUCCCUUCAUCAUUCAUGCUCCCUUCAUCAUCCAUGCUCCCUUCAUCAUCCAUGCUCCCUUCAUCAUCCAUGCUCCCUUCAUCAUCCAUGCUCCCUUCAUCAUUCAUGCUCCCUUCAUCAUUCAUGCUCCCUUCAUCAUUCAUGCUCCCUUCAUCAUUCAUGCUCCCUUCAUCAUUCAUGCUCCCUUCAUCAUUCAUGCUCCCUUCAUCAUCCAUGCUCCCUUCAUCAUCCAUGCUCCCUUCAUCAUUCAUGCUCCCUUCAUCAUUCAUGCUCCCUUCAUCAUUCAUGCUCCCUUCAUCAUUCAUGCUCCCUUCAUCAUUCAUGCUCCCUUCAUCAUCCAUGCUCCCUUCAUCAUUCAUGCUCCCUUCAUCAUCCAUGCUCCCUUCAUCAUCCAUGCUCCCUUCAUCAUUCAUGCUCCCUUCAUCAUUCAUGCUCCCUUCAUCAUUCAUGCUCCCUUCAUCAUUCAUGCUCCCUUCAUCAUUCAUGCUCCCUUCAUCAUUCAUGCUCCCUUCAUCAUUCAUGCUCCCUUCAUCAUCCAUGCUCCCUUCAUCAUUCAUGCUCCCUUCAUCAUUCAUGCUCCCUUCAUCAUCCAUGCUCCCUUCAUCAUCCAUGCUCCCUUCAUCAUCCAUGCUCCCUUCAUCAUUCAUGCUCCCUUCAUCAUCCAUGCUCCCUUCAUCAUCCAUGCUCCCUUCAUCAUUCAUGCUCCCUUCAUCAUUCAUGCUCCCUUCAUCAUUCAUGCUCCCUUCAUCAUCCAUGCUCCCUUCAUCAUCCAUGCUCCCUUCAUCAUCCAUGCUCCCUUCAUCAUUCAUGCUCCCUUCAUCAUCCAUGCUCCCUUCAUCAUCCAUGCUCCCUUCAUCAUUCAUGCUCCCUUCAUCAUUCAUGCUCCCUUCAUCAUUCAUGCUCCCUUCAUCAUUCAUGCUCCCUUCAUCAUUCAUGCUCCCUUCAUCAUUCAUGCUCCCUUCAUCAUUCAUGCUCCCUUCAUCAUUCAUGCUCCCUUCAUCAUUCAUGCUCCCUUCAUCAUCCAUGCUCCCUUCAUCAUUCAUGCUCCCUUCAUCAUUCAUGCUCCCUUCAUCAUUCAUGCUCCCUUCAUCAUUCAUGCUCCCUUCAUCAUCCAUGCUCCCUUCAUCAUCCAUGCUCCCUUCAUCAUUCAUGCUCCCUUCAUCAUCAUGCUUCCUUCAUCAUCCAUGCUCCCUCAUCAUUCAUGCUCCCUUCAUCAUUCAUGCUCCCUUCAUCAUUCAUGCUCCCUUCAUCAUUCAUGCUCCCUUCAUCAUUCAUGCUCCCUUCAUCAUUCAUGCUCCCUUCAUCAUUCAUGCUCCCUUCAUCAUCCAUGCUCCCUUCAUCAUUCAUGCUCCCUUCAUCAUUCAUGCUCCCUUCAUCAUUCAUGCUCCCUUCAUCAUCCAUGCUCCCUUCAUCAUUCAUGCUCCCUUCAUCAUCCAUGCUCCCUUCAUCAUCCAUGCUCCCUUCAUCAUCCAUGCUCCCUUCAUCAUUCAUGCUCCCUUCAUCAUUCAUGCUCCCUUCAUCAUCCAUGCUCCCUUCAUCAUCCAUGCUCCCUUCAUCAUCCAUGCUCCCUUCAUCAUCCAUGCUCCCUUCAUCAUUCAUGCUCCCUUCAUCAUCCAUGCUCCCUUCAUCAUCCAUGCUCCCUUCAUCAUUCAUGCUCCCUUCAUCAUUCAUGCUCCCUUCAUCAUUCAUGCUCCCUUCAUCAUUCAUGCUCCCUUCAUCAUUCAUGCUCCCUUCAUCAUCCAUGCUCCCUUCAUCAUCCAUGCUCCCUUCAUCAUUCAUGCUCCCUUCAUCAUUCAUGCUCCCUUCAUCAUCCAUGCUCCCUUCAUCAUCCAUGCUCCCUUCAUCAUCCAUGCUCCCUUCAUCAUUCAUGCUCCCUUCAUCAUUCAUGCUCCCUUCAUCAUCCAUGCUCCCUUCAUCAUCCAUGCUCCCUUCAUCAUUCAUGCUCCCUUCAUCAUUCAUGCUCCCUUCAUCAUUCAUGCUCCCUUCAUCAUUCAUGCUCCCUUCAUCAUUCAUGCUCCCUUCAUCAUUCAUGCUCCCUUCAUCAUUCAUGCUCCCUUCAUCAUCCAUGCUCCCUUCAUCAUCCAUGCUCCCUUCAUCAUCCAUGCUCCCUUCAUCAUUCAUGCUCCCUUCAUCAUUCAUGCUCCCUUCAUCAUUCAUGCUCCCUUCAUCAUUCAUGCUCCCUUCAUCAUUCAUGCUCCCUUCAUCAUUCAUGCUCCCUUCAUCAUCCAUGCUCCCUUCAUCAUCCAUGCUCCCUUCAUCAUUCAUGCUCCCUUCAUCAUUCAUGCUCCCUUCAUCAUUCAUGCUCCCUUCAUCAUUCAUGCUCCCUUCAUCAUCCAUGCUCCCUUCAUCAUCCAUGCUCCCUUCAUCAUUCAUGCUCCCUUCAUCAUUCAUGCUCCCUUCAUCAUUCAUGCUCCCUUCAUCAUCCAUGCUCCCUUCAUCAUUCAUGCUCCCUUCAUCAUUCAUGCUCCCUUCAUCAUUCAUGCUCCCUUCAUCAUCCAUGCUCCCUUCAUCAUCCAUGCUCCCUUCAUCAUCCAUGCUCCCUUCAUCAUUCAUGCUCCCUUCAUCAUUCAUGCUCCCUUCAUCAUCCAUGCUCCCUUCAUCAUUCAUGCUCCCUUCAUCAUUCAUGCUCCCUUCAUCAUUCAUGCUCCCUUCAUCAUUCAUGCUCCCUUCAUCAUUCAUGCUCCCUUCAUCAUUCAUGCUCCCUUCAUCAUCCAUGCUCCCUUCAUCAUCCAUGCUCCCUUCAUCAUUCAUGCUCCCUUCAUCAUUCAUGCUCCCUUCAUCAUCCAUGCUCCCUUCAUCAUCCAUGCUCCCUUCAUCAUCCAUGCUCCCUUCAUCAUCCAUGCUCCCUUCAUCAUUCAUGCUCCCUUCAUCAUUCAUGCUCCCUUCAUCAUCCAUGCUCCCUUCAUCAUUCAUGCUCCCUUCAUCAUUCAUGCUCCCUUCAUCAUUCAUGCUCCCUUCAUCAUUCAUGCUCCCUUCAUCAUUCAUGCUCCCUUCAUCAUUCAUGCUCCCUUCAUCAUCCAUGCUCCCUUCAUCAUUCAUGCUCCCUUCAUCAUCCAUGCUCCCUUCAUCAUCCAUGCUCCCUUCAUCAUUCAUGCUCCCUUCAUCAUUCAUGCUCCCUUCAUCAUUCAUGCUCCCUUCAUCAUUCAUGCUCCCUUCAUCAUUCAUGCUCCCUUCAUCAUCCAUGCUCCCUUCAUCAUCCAUGCUCCCUUCAUCAUCCAUGCUCCCUUCAUCAUUCAUGCUCCCUUCAUCAUUCAUGCUCCCUUCAUCAUUCAUGCUCCCUUCAUCAUUCAUGCUCCCUUCAUCAUUCAUGCUCCCUUCAUCAUUCAUGCUCCCUUCAUCAUUCAUGCUCCCUUCAUCAUCCAUGCUCCCUUCAUCAUUCAUGCUCCCUUCAUCAUUCAUGCUCCCUUCAUCAUUCAUGCUCCCUUCAUCAUCCAUGCUCCCUUCAUCAUCCAUGCUCCCUUCAUCAUCCAUGCUCCCUUCAUCAUUCAUGCUCCCUUCAUCAUUCAUGCUCCCUUCAUCAUCCAUGCUCCCUUCAUCAUUCAUGCUCCCUUCAUCAUUCAUGCUCCCUUCAUCAUUCAUGCUCCCUUCAUCAUCCAUGCUCCCUUCAUCAUCCAUGCUCCCUUCAUCAUCCAUGCUCCCUUCAUCAUUCAUGCUCCCUUCAUCAUCCAUGCUCCCUUCAUCAUUCAUGCUCCCUUCAUCAUCCAUGCUCCCUUCAUCAUUCAUGCUCCCUUCAUCAUUCAUGCUCCCUUCAUCAUUCAUGCUCCCUUCAUCAUUCAUGCUCCCUUCAUCAUUCAUGCUCCCUUCAUCAUCCAUGCUCCCUUCAUCAUCCAUGCUCCCUUCAUCAUCCAUGCUCCCUUCAUCAUCCAUGCUCCCUUCAUCAUUCAUGCUCCCUUCAUCAUUCAUGCUCCCUUCAUCAUUCAUGCUCCCUUCAUCAUUCAUGCUCCCUUCAUCAUUCAUGCUCCCUUCAUCAUUCAUGCUCCCUUCAUCAUUCAUGCUCCCUUCAUCAUCCAUGCUCCCUUCAUCAUUCAUGCUCCCUUCAUCAUUCAUGCUCCCUUCAUCAUUCAUGCUCCCUUCAUCAUUCAUGCUCCCUUCAUCAUCCAUGCUCCCUUCAUCAUUCAUGCUCCCUUCAUCAUCCAUGCUCCCUUCAUCAUCCAUGCUCCCUUCAUCAUUCAUGCUCCCUUCAUCAUUCAUGCUCCCUUCAUCAUUCAUGCUCCCUUCAUCAUUCAUGCUCCCUUCAUCAUUCAUGCUCCCUUCAUCAUUCAUGCUCCCUUCAUCAUUCAUGCUCCCUUCAUCAUCCAUGCUCCCUUCAUCAUUCAUGCUCCCUUCAUCAUUCAUGCUCCCUUCAUCAUUCAUGCUCCCUUCAUCAUUCAUGCUCCCUUCAUCAUCCAUGCUCCCUUCAUCAUCCAUGCUCCCUUCAUCAUUCAUGCUCCCUUCAUCAUUCAUGCUCCCUUCAUCAUCCAUGCUCCCUUCAUCAUUCAUGCUCCCUUCAUCAUUCAUGCUCCCUUCAUCAUUCAUGCUCCCUUCAUCAUCCAUGCUCCCUUCAUCAUCCAUGCUCCCUUCAUCAUCCAUGCUCCCUUCAUCAUUCAUGCUCCCUUCAUCAUUCAUGCUCCCUUCAUCAUCCAUGCUCCCUUCAUCAUUCAUGCUCCCUUCAUCAUUCAUGCUCCCUUCAUCAUUCAUGCUCCCUUCAUCAUUCAUGCUCCCUUCAUCAUUCAUGCUCCCUUCAUCAUUCAUGCUCCCUUCAUCAUUCAUGCUCCCUUCAUCAUUCAUGCUCCCUUCAUCAUUCAUGCUCCCUUCAUCAUCCAUGCUCCCUUCAUCAUUCAUGCUCCCUUCAUCAUUCAUGCUCCCUUCAUCAUUCAUGCUCCCUUCAUCAUUCAUGCUCCCUUCAUCAUCCAUGCUCCCUUCAUCAUCCAUGCUCCCUUCAUCAUUCAUGCUCCCUUCAUCAUUCAUGCUCCCUUCAUCAUCCAUGCUCCCUUCAUCAUUCAUGCUCCCUUCAUCAUUCAUGCUCCCUUCAUCAUUCAUGCUCCCUUCAUCAUCCAUGCUCCCUUCAUCAUCCAUGCUCCCUUCAUCAUCCAUGCUCCCUUCAUCAUUCAUGCUCCCUUCAUCAUUCAUGCUCCCUUCAUCAUCCAUGCUCCCUUCAUCAUUCAUGCUCCCUUCAUCAUUCAUGCUCCCUUCAUCAUUCAUGCUCCCUUCAUCAUUCAUGCUCCCUUCAUCAUCAUGCCCUUCAUCAUUCAUGCUCCCUUCAUCAUCCAUGCUCCCUUCAUCAUCCAUGCUCCCUUCAUCAUUCAUGCUCCCUUCAUCAUUCAUGCUCCCUUCAUCAUUCAUGCUCCCUUCAUCAUUCAUGCUCCCUUCAUCAUCCAUGCUCCCUUCAUCAUUCAUGCUCCCUUCAUCAUCCAUGCUCCCUUCAUCAUCCAUGCUCCCUUCAUCAUUCAUGCUCCCUUCAUCAUUCAUGCUCCCUUCAUCAUUCAUGCUCCCUUCAUCAUUCAUGCUCCCUUCAUCAUUCAUGCUCCCUUCAUCAUUCAUGCUCCCUUCAUCAUUCAUGCUCCCUUCAUCAUUCAUGCUCCCUUCAUCAUUCAUGCUCCCUUCAUCAUUCAUGCUCCCUUCAUCAUCCAUGCUCCCUUCAUCAUCCAUGCUCCCUUCAUCAUCCAUGCUCCCUUCAUCAUCCAUGCUCCCUUCAUCAUUCAUGCUCCCUUCAUCAUUCAUGCUCCCUUCAUCAUUCAUGCUCCCUUCAUCAUUCAUGCUCCCUUCAUCAUUCAUGCUCCCUUCAUCAUUCAUGCUCCCUUCAUCAUUCAUGCUCCCUUCAUCAUUCAUGCUCCCUUCAUCAUUCAUGCUCCCUUCAUCAUCCAUGCUCCCUUCAUCAUCCAUGCUCCCUUCAUCAUCCAUGCUCCCUUCAUCAUCCAUGCUCCCUUCAUCAUCCAUGCUCCCUUCAUCAUCAUUCUGCUCCUUCAUCACAUGCUCCCUUCAUCAUCCAUGCUCCCUUCAUCAUUCAUGCUCCCUUCAUCAUUCAUGCUCCCUUCAUCAUUCAUGCUCCCUUCAUCAUUCAUGCUCCCUUCAUCAUUCAUGCUCCCUUCAUCAUUCAUGCUCCCUUCAUCAUUCAUGCUCCCUUCAUCAUUCAUGCUCCCUUCAUCAUUCAUGCUCCCUUCAUCAUCCAUGCUCCCUUCAUCAUCCAUGCUCCCUUCAUCAUUCAUGCUCCCUUCAUCAUCCAUGCUCCCUUCAUCAUCCAUGCUCCCUUCAUCAUCCAUGCUCCCUUCAUCAUUCAUGCUCCCUUCAUCAUUCAUGCUCCCUUCAUCAUUCAUGCUCCCUUCAUCAUUCAUGCUCCCUUCAUCAUUCAUGCUCCCUUCAUCAUCCAUGCUCCCUUCAUCAUCCAUGCUCCCUUCAUCAUCCAUGCUCCCUUCAUCAUCCAUGCUCCCUUCAUCAUCCAUGCUCCCUUCAUCAUUCAUGCUCCCUUCAUCAUUCAUGCUCCCUUCAUCAUCCAUGCUCCCUUCAUCAUCCAUGCUCCCUUCAUCAUCCAUGCUCCCUUCAUCAUCCAUGCUCCCUUCAUCAUUCAUGCUCCCUUCAUCAUUCAUGCUCCCUUCAUCAUCCAUGCUCCCUUCAUCAUUCAUGCUCCCUUCAUCAUCCAUGCUCCCUUCAUCAUUCAUGCUCCCUUCAUCAUUCAUGCUCCCUUCAUCAUCCAUGCUCCCUUCAUCAUUCAUGCUCCCUUCAUCAUUCAUGCUCCCUUCAUCAUUCAUGCUCCCUUCAUCAUCCAUGCUCCCUUCAUCAUUCAUGCUCCCUUCAUCAUUCAUGCUCCCUUCAUCAUUCAUGCUCCCUUCAUCAUUCAUGCUCCCUUCAUCAUUCAUGCUCCCUUCAUCAUUCAUGCUCCCUUCAUCAUUCAUGCUCCCUUCAUCAUCCAUGCUCCCUUCAUCAUCCAUGCUCCCUUCAUCAUCCAUGCUCCCUUCAUCAUUCAUGCUCCCUUCAUCAUUCAUGCUCCCUUCAUCAUUCAUGCUCCCUUCAUCAUUCAUGCUCCCUUCAUCAUUCAUGCUCCCUUCAUCAUUCAUGCUCCCUUCAUCAUCCAUGCUCCCUUCAUCAUUCAUGCUCCCUUCAUCAUCCAUGCUCCCUUCAUCAUCCAUGCUCCCUUCAUCAUCCAUGCUCCCUUCAUCAUUCAUGCUCCCUUCAUCAUUCAUGCUCCCUUCAUCAUUCAUGCUCCCUUCAUCAUUCAUGCUCCCUUCAUCAUCCAUGCUCCCUUCAUCAUCCAUGCUCCCUUCAUCAUUCAUGCUCCCUUCAUCAUUCAUGCUCCCUUCAUCAUUCAUGCUCCCUUCAUCAUUCAUGCUCCCUUCAUCAUUCAUGCUCCCUUCAUCAUUCAUGCUCCCUUCAUCAUUCAUGCUCCCUUCAUCAUUCAUGCUCCCUUCAUCAUUCAUGCUCCCUUCAUCAUCCAUGCUCCCUUCAUCAUCCAUGCUCCCUUCAUCAUUCAUGCUCCCUUCAUCAUCCAUGCUCCCUUCAUCAUCCAUGCUCCCUUCAUCAUUCAUGCUCCCUUCAUCAUCCAUGCUCCCUUCAUCAUCCAUGCUCCCUUCAUCAUUCAUGCUCCCUUCAUCAUUCAUGCUCCCUUCAUCAUUCAUGCUCCCUUCAUCAUUCAUGCUCCCUUCAUCAUUCAUGCUCCCUUCAUCAUUCAUGCUCCCUUCAUCAUUCAUGCUCCCUUCAUCAUCCAUGCUCCCUUCAUCAUUCAUGCUCCCUUCAUCAUUCAUGCUCCCUUCAUCAUUCAUGCUCCCUUCAUCAUCCAUGCUCCCUUCAUCAUUCAUGCUCCCUUCAUCAUCCAUGCUCCCUUCAUCAUCCAUGCUCCCUUCAUCAUCCAUGCUCCCUUCAUCAUUCAUGCUCCCUUCAUCAUUCAUGCUCCCUUCAUCAUCCAUGCUCCCUUCAUCAUCCAUGCUCCCUUCAUCAUCCAUGCUCCCUUCAUCAUCCAUGCUCCCUUCAUCAUUCAUGCUCCCUUCAUCAUCCAUGCUCCCUUCAUCAUCCAUGCUCCCUUCAUCAUUCAUGCUCCCUUCAUCAUUCAUGCUCCCUUCAUCAUUCAUGCUCCCUUCAUCAUUCAUGCUCCCUUCAUCAUUCAUGCUCCCUUCAUCAUUCAUGCUCCCUUCAUCAUUCAUGCUCCCUUCAUCAUUCAUGCUCCCUUCAUCAUUCAUGCUCCCUUCAUCAUUCAUGCUCCCUUCAUCAUCCAUGCUCCCUUCAUCAUCCAUGCUCCCUUCAUCAUCCAUGCUCCCUUCAUCAUUCAUGCUCCCUUCAUCAUCCAUGCUCCCUUCAUCAUCCAUGCUCCCUUCAUCAUUCAUGCUCCCUUCAUCAUUCAUGCUCCCUUCAUCAUUCAUGCUCCCUUCAUCAUUCAUGCUCCCUUCAUCAUUCAUGCUCCCUUCAUCAUCCAUGCUCCCUUCAUCAUCCAUGCUCCCUUCAUCAUCCAUGCUCCCUUCAUCAUUCAUGCUCCCUUCAUCAUUCAUGCUCCCUUCAUCAUCCAUGCUCCCUUCAUCAUCCAUGCUCCCUUCAUCAUUCAUGCUCCCUUCAUCAUUCAUGCUCCCUUCAUCAUUCAUGCUCCCUUCAUCAUUCAUGCUCCCUUCAUCAUUCAUGCUCCCUUCAUCAUUCAUGCUCCCUUCAUCAUUCAUGCUCCCUUCAUCAUCCAUGCUCCCUUCAUCAUUCAUGCUCCCUUCAUCAUUCAUGCUCCCUUCAUCAUUCAUGCUCCCUUCAUCAUCCAUGCUCCCUUCAUCAUCCAUGCUCCCUUCAUCAUCCAUGCUCCCUUCAUCAUCCAUGCUCCCUUCAUCAUCCAUGCUCCCUUCAUCAUUCAUGCUCCCUUCAUCAUUCAUGCUCCCUUCAUCAUCCAUGCUCCCUUCAUCAUCCAUGCUCCCUUCAUCAUUCAUGCUCCCUUCAUCAUCCAUGCUCCCUUCAUCAUCCAUGCUCCCUUCAUCAUUCAUGCUCCCUUCAUCAUUCAUGCUCCCUUCAUCAUCCAUGCUCCCUUCAUCAUCCAUGCUCCCUUCAUCAUUCAUGCUCCCUUCAUCAUUCAUGCUCCCUUCAUCAUCCAUGCUCCCUUCAUCAUUCAUGCUCCCUUCAUCAUUCAUGCUCCCUUCAUCAUUCAUGCUCCCUUCAUCAUUCAUGCUCCCUUCAUCAUCCAUGCUCCCUUCAUCAUCCAUGCUCCCUUCAUCAUUCAUGCUCCCUUCAUCAUUCAUGCUCCCUUCAUCAUCCAUGCUCCCUUCAUCAUCCAUGCUCCCUUCAUCAUCCAUGCUCCCUUCAUCAUUCAUGCUCCCUUCAUCAUCCAUGCUCCCUUCAUCAUCCAUGCUCCCUUCAUCAUUCAUGCUCCCUUCAUCAUUCAUGCUCCCUUCAUCAUCCAUGCUCCCUUCAUCAUCCAUGCUCCCUUCAUCAUUCAUGCUCCCUUCAUCAUUCAUGCUCCCUUCAUCAUCCAUGCUCCCUUCAUCAUCCAUGCUCCCUUCAUCAUCCAUGCUCCCUUCAUCAUUCAUGCUCCCUUCAUCAUCCAUGCUCCCUUCAUCAUCCAUGCUCCCUUCAUCAUCCAUGCUCCCUUCAUCAUCCAUGCUCCCUUCAUCAUCCAUGCUCCCUUCAUCAUUCAUGCUCCCUUCAUCAUUCAUGCUCCCUUCAUCAUUCAUGCUCCCUUCAUCAUCCAUGCUCCCUUCAUCAUUCAUGCUCCCUUCAUCAUCCAUGCUCCCUUCAUCAUUCAUGCUCCCUUCAUCAUCCAUGCUCCCUUCAUCAUCCAUGCUCCCUUCAUCAUUCAUGCUCCCUUCAUCAUCCAUGCUCCCUUCAUCAUUCAUGCUCCCUUCAUCAUUCAUGCUCCCUUCAUCAUCCAUGCUCCCUUCAUCAUUCAUGCUCCCUUCAUCAUUCAUGCUCCCUUCAUCAUCCAUGCUCCCUUCAUCAUCCAUGCUCCCUUCAUCAUCCAUGCUCCCUUCAUCAUUCAUGCUCCCUUCAUCAUUCAUGCUCCCUUCAUCAUUCAUGCUCCCUUCAUCAUCCAUGCUCCCUUCAUCAUUCAUGCUCCCUUCAUCAUCCAUGCUCCCUUCAUCAUCCAUGCUCCCUUCAUCAUCCAUGCUCCCUUCAUCAUUCAUGCUCCCUUCAUCAUUCAUGCUCCCUUCAUCAUUCAUGCUCCCUUCAUCAUUCAUGCUCCCUUCAUCAUCCAUGCUCCCUUCAUCAUCCAUGCUCCCUUCAUCAUUCAUGCUCCCUUCAUCAUUCAUGCUCCCUUCAUCAUCCAUGCUCCCUUCAUCAUCCAUGCUCCCUUCAUCAUCCAUGCUCCCUUCAUCAUUCAUGCUCCCUUCAUCAUUCAUGCUCCCUUCAUCAUCCAUGCUCCCUUCAUCAUUCAUGCUCCCUUCAUCAUUCAUGCUCCCUUCAUCAUUCAUGCUCCCUUCAUCAUUCAUGCUCCCUUCAUCAUCCAUGCUCCCUUCAUCAUCCAUGCUCCCUUCAUCAUUCAUGCUCCCUUCAUCAUUCAUGCUCCCUUCAUCAUCCAUGCUCCCUUCAUCAUCCAUGCUCCCUUCAUCAUCCAUGCUCCCUUCAUCAUUCAUGCUCCCUUCAUCAUCCAUGCUCCCUUCAUCAUCCAUGCUCCCUUCAUCAUUCAUGCUCCCUUCAUCAUUCAUGCUCCCUUCAUCAUCCAUGCUCCCUUCAUCAUCCAUGCUCCCUUCAUCAUUCAUGCUCCCUUCAUCAUUCAUGCUCCCUUCAUCAUCCAUGCUCCCUUCAUCAUCCAUGCUCCCUUCAUCAUCCAUGCUCCCUUCAUCAUUCAUGCUCCCUUCAUCAUUCAUGCUCCCUUCAUCAUUCAUGCUCCCUUCAUCAUUCAUGCUCCCUUCAUCAUCCAUGCUCCCUUCAUCAUCCAUGCUCCCUUCAUCAUUCAUGCUCCCUUCAUCAUUCAUGCUCCCUUCAUCAUCCAUGCUCCCUUCAUCAUUCAUGCUCCCUUCAUCAUUCAUGCUCCCUUCAUCAUCCAUGCUCCCUUCAUCAUUCAUGCUCCCUUCAUCAUUCAUGCUCCCUUCAUCAUCCAUGCUCCCUUCAUCAUUCAUGCUCCCUUCAUCAUUCAUGCUCCCUUCAUCAUUCCUCCCUUCAUCAUUCAUGCUCCCUUCAUCAUCCAUGCUCCCUUCAUCAUCCAUGCUCCCUUCAUCAUUCAUGCUCCCUUCAUCAUUCAUGCUCCCUUCAUCAUCCAUGCUCCCUUCAUCAUCCAUGCUCCCUUCAUCAUUCAUGCUCCCUUCAUCAUUCAUGCUCCCUUCAUCAUCCAUGCUCCCUUCAUCAUCCAUGCUCCCUUCAUCAUCCAUGCUCCCUUCAUCAUUCAUGCUCCCUUCAUCAUCCAUGCUCCCUUCAUCAUCCAUGCUCCCUUCAUCAUCCAUGCUCCCUUCAUCAUCCAUGCUCCCUUCAUCAUCAAUGCUCACUUCAUCAUUCAUGCUCCCUUCAUCAUUCAUGCUCCCUUCAUCAUUCAUGCUCCCUUCAUCAUCCAUGCUCCCUUCAUCAUCCAUGCUCCCUUCAUCAUUCAUGCUCCCUUCAUCAUCCAUGCUCCCUUCAUCAUUCAUGCUCCCUUCAUCAUCCAUGCUCCCUUCAUCAUCCAUGCUCCCUUCAUCAUUCAUGCUCCCUUCAUCAUCCAUGCUCCCUUCAUCAUUCAUGCUCCCUUCAUCAUUCAUGCUCCCUUCAUCAUCCAUGCUCCCUUCAUCAUUCAUGCUCCCUUCAUCAUUCAUGCUCCCUUCAUCAUCCAUGCCUCCCUCAUCAUCCAUGCUCCCUUCAUCAUCCAUGCUCCCUUCAUCAUUCAUGCUCCCUUCAUCAUUCAUGCUCCCUUCAUCAUUCAUGCUCCCUUCAUCAUCCAUGCUCCCUUCAUCAUUCAUGCUCCCUUCAUCAUCCAUGCUCCCUUCAUCAUCCAUGCUCCCUUCAUCAUCCAUGCUCCCUUCAUCAUCCAUGCUCCCUUCAUCAUCCAUGCUCCCUUCAUCAUUCAUGCUCCCUUCAUCAUUCAUGCUCCCUUCAUCAUCCAUGCUCCCUUCAUCAUCCAUGCUCCCUUCAUCAUUCAUGCUCCCUUCAUCAUUCAUGCUCCCUUCAUCAUCCAUGCUCCCUUCAUCAUCCAUGCUCCCUUCAUCAUCCAUGCUCCCUUCAUCAUUCAUGCGCUCCCCUUCAUCAUUCAUGCCCUUCAUCAUCCAUGCUCCCCUUCAUCAUUCAUGCUCCCUUCAUCAUUCAUGCUCCCUUCAUCAUUCAUGCUCCCUUCAUCAUUCAUGCUCCCUUCAUCAUCCAUGCUCCCUUCAUCAUCCAUGCUCCCUUCAUCAUUCAUGCUCCCUUCAUCAUCCUGCCCUUCAUCAUCCAUGCUCCCUUCAUCAUCCAUGCUCCCUUCAUCAUCCAUGCUCCCUUCAUCAUCCAUGCUCCCUUCAUCAUCCAUGCUCCCUUCAUCAUUCAUGCUCCCUUCAUCAUUCAUGCUCCCUUCAAUAUCAUGCCUCCUCCACCUCAUCCACAUGCUCCCUUCAUCAUCCAUGCUCCCUUCAUCAUCCAUGCUCCCUUCAUCAUCCAUGCUCCCUUCAUCAUCCAUGCUCCCUUCAUCAUCCAUGCUCCCUUCAUCAUCCAUGCUCCCUUCAUCAUUCAUGCUCCCUUCAUCAUUCAUGCUCCCUUCAUCAUUCAUGCUCCCUUCAUCAUCCAUGCUCCCUUCAUCAUCCAUGCUCCCUUCAUCAUCCAUGCUCCCUUCAUCAUUCAUGCUCCCUUCAUCAUCCAUGCUCCCUUCAUCAUCCAUGCUCCCUUCAUCAUUCAUGCUCCCUUCAUCAUCCAUGCUCCCUUCAUCAUCCAUGCUCCCUUCAUCAUUCAUGCUCCCUUCAUCAUUCAUGCUCCCUUCAUCAUCACUGCUCCCUUCAUCAUCCAUGCUCCCUUCAUCAUCCAUGCUCCCUUCAUCAUCCAUGCUCCCUUCAUCAUUCAUGCUCCCUUCAUCAUUCAUGCUCCCCUUCAUCCCAUGCUCCUUCAUCAUCCAUGAUCCCUUCAUCAUCCAUGCUCCCUUCAUCAUUCAUGCUCCCUUCAUCAUUCAUGCUCCCUUCAUCAUCCAUGCUCCCUUCAUCAUCCAUGCUCCCUUCAUCAUCCAUGCUCCCUUCAUCAUCCAUGCUCCCUUCAUCAUCCAUGCUCCCUUCAUCAUCCAUGCUCCCUUCAUCAUUCAUGCUCCCUUCAUCAUUCAUGCUCCCUUCAUCAUUCAUGCUCCCUUCAUCAUUCAUGCUCCCUUCAUCAUCCAUGCUCCCUUCAUCAUCCAUGCUCCCUUCAUCAUUCAUGCUCCCUUCAUCAUCCAUGCUCCCCUUCACAUCCAUGCUCCCUUCAUCAUUCCAUGCUCCCUUCAUCAUAUCCAUGCUCUUAUCAUUCAUGCUCCCCUUCAUCAUUCAUGCUCCCUUCAUCAUCCAUGCUCCCUUCAUCAUUCAUGCUCCCUUCAUCAUUCAUGCUCCCUUCAUCAUUCAUGCUCCCUUCAUCAUUCAUGCUCCCUUCAUCAUCCAUGCUCCCUUCAUCAUCCAUGCUCCCUUCAUCAUUCAUGCUCCCUUCAUCAUCCAUGCUCCCUUCAUCAUCCAUGCUCCCUUCAUCAUCCAUGCUCCCUUCAUCAUUCAUGCUCCCUUCAUCAUCCAUGCUCCCUUCAUCAUCCAUGCUCCCUUCAUCAUUCAUGCUCCCUUCAUCAUUCAUGCUCCCUUCAUCAUCCAUGCUCCCUUCAUCAUCCAUGCUCCCUUCAUCAUUCAUGCUCCCUUCAUCAUUCAUGCUCCCUUCAUCAUCCAUGCUCCCUUCAUCAUCCAUGCUCCCUUCAUCAUCCAUGCUCCCUUCAUCAUUCAUGCUCCCUUCAUCAUUCAUGCUCCCUUCAUCAUUCAUGCUCCCUUCAUCAUUCAUGCUCCCUUCAUCAUCCAUGCUCCCUUCAUCAUCCAUGCUCCCUUCAUCAUUCAUGCUCCCUUCAUCAUUCAUGCUCCCUUCAUCAUCCAUGCUCCCUUCAUCAUUCAUGCUCCCUUCAUCAUUCAUGCUCCCUUCAUCAUCCAUGCUCCCUUCAUCAUUCAUGCUCCCUUCAUCAUUCAUGCUCCCUUCAUCCUCAUGCUCCCUUCAUCAUUCAUGCUCCCUUCAUCAUUCAUGCUCCCUUCAUCAUUCAUGCUCCCUUCAUCAUUCAUGCUCCCUUCAUCAUCCAUGCUCCCUUCAUCAUCCAUGCUCCCUUCAUCAUUCAUGCUCCCUUCAUCAUUCAUGCUCCCUUCAUCAUCCAUGCUCCCUUCAUCAUCCAUGCUCCCUUCAUCAUUCAUGCUCCCUUCAUCAUUCAUGCUCCCUUCAUCAUUCAUGCUCCCUUCAUCAUUCAUGCUCCCGUUCAUAUCCAUGCUCCCUUCAUCAUCCAUGCUCCCUUCAUCAUUCAUGCUCCCUUCAUCAUUCAUGCUCCCUUCAUCAUUCAUGCUCCCUUCAUCAUUCAUGCUCCCUUCAUCAUCCAUGCUCCCUUCAUCAUCCAUGCUCCCUUCAUCAUUCAUGCUCCCUUCAUCAUUCAUGCUCCCUUCAUCAUUCAUGCUCCCUUCAUCAUUCAUGCUCCCUUCAUCAUUCAUGCUCCCUUCAUCAUCCAUGCUCCCUUCAUCAUCCAUGCUCCCUUCAUCAUUCAUGCUCCCUUCAUCAUCCAUGCUCCCUUCAUCAUCCAUGCUCCCUUCAUCAUCCAUUCACCCUUCAUCAUUCAUGCUCCCUUCAUCAUUCAUGCUCCCUUCAUCAUUCAUGCUCCCUUCAUCAUUCAUGCUCCCUUCAUCAUUCAUGCUCCCUUCAUCAUCCAUGCUCCCUUCAUCAUUCAUGCUCCCUUCAUCAUCCAUGCUCCCUUCAUCAUCCAUGCUCAUUCAUUUCAUUCAUGCGUCCUCAUCAUCCUGCUCCCUUCAUCAUUCAUGCUCCCUUCAUCAUCCAUGCUCCCUUCAUCAUUCAUGCUCAUCCAUGCUCCCUUCAUCAUUCAUGCUCCCUUCAUCAUUCAUGCUCCCUUCAUCAUUCAUGCUCCCUUCAUCAUUCAUGCUCCCUUCAUCAUUCAUGCUCCCUUCAUCAUCCAUGCUCCCUUCAUCAUCCAUGCUCCCUUCAUCAUCCAUGCUCCCUUCAUCAUCCAUGCUCCCUUCAUCAUUCAUGCUCCCUUCAUCAUUCAUGCUCCCUUCAUCAUUCAUGCUCCCUUCAUCAUCCAUGCUCCCUUCAUCAUCCAUGCUCCCUUCAUCAUUCAUGCUCCCUUCAUCAUUCAUGCUCCCUUCAUCAUCCAUGCUCCCUUCAUCAUUCAUGCUCCCUUCAUCAUUCAUGCUCCCUUCAUCAUCCAUGCUCCCUUCAUCAUCCAUGCUCCCUUCAUCAUCCAUGCUCCCUUCAUCAUCCAUGCUCCCUUCAUCAUCCAUGCUCCCUUCAUCAUUCAUGCUCCCUUCAUCAUCCAUGCUCCCUUCAUCAUCCAUGCUCCCUUCAUCAUCCAUGCUCCCUUCAUCAUCCAUGCUCCCUUCAUCAUCCAUGCUCCCUUCAUCAUUCAUGCUCCCUUCAUCAUCCAUGCUCCCUUCAUCAUCCAUGCUCCCUUCAUCAUUCAUGCUCCCUUCAUCAUUCAUGCUCCCUUCAUCAUCCAUGCUCCCUUCAUCAUCCAUGCUCCCUUCAUCAUUCAUGCUCCCUUCAUCAUUCAUGCUCCCUUCAUCAUCCAUGCUCCCUUCAUCAUCCAUGCUCCCUUCAUCAUCCAUGCUCCCUUCAUCAUCCAUGCUCCCUUCAUCAUUCAUGCUCCCUUCAUCAUUCAUGCUCCCUUCAUCAUCCAUGCUCCCUUCAUCAUUCAUGCUCCCUUCAUCAUUCAUGCUCAAUUCAUCAUCCAUGCUCCCUUCAUCAUUCAUGCUCCCUUCAUCAUCCAUGCUCCCUUCAUCAUCCAUGCUCCCUUCAUCAUUCAUGCUCCCUUCAUCAUUCAUGCUCCCUUCAUCAUCCAUGCUCCCUUCAUCAUCCAUGCUCCCUUCAUCAUUCAUGCUCCCUUCAUCAUUCAUGCUCCCUUCAUCAUUCAUGCUCCCUUCAUCAUUCAUGCUCCCUUCAUCAUUCAUGCUCCCUUCAUCAUCCAUGCUCCCUUCAUCAUCCAUGCUCCCUUCAUCAUCCAUGCUCCCUUCAUCAUUCAUGCUCCCUUCAUCAUUCAUGCUCCCUUCAUCAUCCAUGCUCCCUUCAUCAUUCAUGCUCCCUUCAUCAUUCAUGCUCCCUUCAUCAUCCAUGCUCCCUUCAUCAUUCAUGCUCCCUUCAUCAUUCAUGCUCCCUUCAUCAUCCAUGCUCCCUUCAUCAUCAUUGCUCCCCUUCAUCAUUCAUGCUCCCUUCAUCAUCCAUGCUCCCUUCAUCAUUCAUGCUCCCUUCAUCAUCCAUGCUCCCUUCAUCAUCCAUGCUCCCUUCAUCAUCCAUGCUCCCUUCAUCAUUCAUGCUCCCUUCAUCAUCCAUGCUCCCUUCAUCAUUCAUGCUCCCUUCAUCAUUCAUGCUCCCUUCAUCAUCCAUGCUCCCUUCAUCAUCCAUGCUCCCUUCAUCAUCCAUGCUCCCUUCAUCAUUCAUGCUCCCUUCAUCAUCCAUGCUCCCUUCAUCAUCCAUGCUCCCUUCAUCAUUCAUGCUCCCUUCAUCAUCCAUGCUCCCUUCAUCAUCCAUGCUCCCUUCAUCAUUCAUGCUCCCUUCAUCAUCCAUGCUCCCUUCAUCAUCCAUGCUCCCUUCAUCAUUCAUGCUCCCUUCAUCAUCCAUGCUCCCUUCAUCAUCCAUGCUCCCUUCAUCAUCCAUGCUCCCUUCAUCAUUCAUGCUCCCUUCAUCAUCCAUGCUCCCUUCAUCAUUCAUGCUCCCUUCAUCAUUCAUGCUCCCUUCAUCAUCCAUGCUCCCUUCAUCAUUCAUGCUCCCUUCAUCAUUCAUGCUCCCUUCAUCAUCCAUGCUCCCUUCAUCAUCCAUGCUCCCUUCAUCAUUCAUGCUCCCUUCAUCAUUCAUGCUCCCUUCAUCAUCCAUGCUCCCUUCAUCAUCCAUGCUCCCUUCAUCAUCCAUGCUCCCUUCAUCAUCCAUGCUCCCUUCAUCAUUCAUGCUCCCUUCAUCAUUCAUGCUCCCUUCAUCAUCCAUGCUCCCUUCAUCAUUCAUGCUCCCUUCAUCAUUCAUGCUCAAUUCAUCAUCCAUGCUCCCUUCAUCAUUCAUGCUCCCUUCAUCAUCCAUGCUCCCUUCAUCAUCCAUGCUCCCUUCAUCAUUCAUGCUCCCUUCAUCAUUCAUGCUCCCUUCAUCAUCCAUGCUCCCUUCAUCAUCCAUGCUCCCUUCAUCAUUCAUGCUCCCUUCAUCAUCAUGCUGCCUUCAUCAUUCAUGCUCCCCUUCAUCAUUCAUGCUCCCUUCAUCAUUCAUGCUCCCUUCAUCAUUCAUGCUCCCUUCAUCAUCCAUGCUCCCUUCAUCAUCCAUGCUCCCUUCAUCAUCCAUGCUCCCUUCAUCAUUCAUGCUCCCUUCAUCAUUCAUGCUCCCUUCAUCAUCCAUGCUCCCUUCAUCAUUCAUGCUCCCUUCAUCAUUCAUGCUCCCUUCAUCAUCCAUGCUCCCUUCAUCAUUCAUGCUCCCUUCAUCAUUCAUGCUCCCUUCAUCAUCCAUGCUCCCUUCAUCAUUCAUGCUCCCUUCAUCAUUCAUGCUCCCUUCAUCAUUCAUGCUCCCUUCAUCAUUCAUGCUCCCUUCAUCAUCCAUGCUCCCUUCAUCAUUCAUGCUCCCUUCAUCAUUCAUGCUCCCUUCAUCAUUCAUGCUCCCUUCAUCAUUCAUGCUCCCUUCAUCAUCCAUGCUCCCUUCAUCAUUCAUGCUCCCUUCAUCAUCCAUGCUCCCUUCAUCAUUCAUGCUCCCUUCAUCAUUCAUGCUCCCUUCAUCAUUCAUGCUCCCUUCAUCAUUCAUGCUCCCUUCAUCAUUCAUGCUCCCUUCAUCAUCCAUGCUCCCUUCAUCAUUCAUGCUCCCUUCAUCAUUCAUGCUCCCUUCAUCAUUCAUGCUCCCUUCAUCAUUCAUGCUCCCUUCAUCAUUCAUGCUCCCUUCAUCAUUCAUGCUCCCUUCAUCAUUCAUGCUCCCUUCAUCAUUCAUGCUCCCUUCAUCAUUCAUGCUCCCUUCAUCAUUCAUGCUCCCUUCAUCAUUCAUGCUCCCUUCAUCAUUCAUGCUCCCUUCAUCAUUCAUGCUCCCUUCAUCAUUCAUGCUCCCUUCAUCAUUCAUGCUCCCUUCAUCAUUCAUGCUCCCUUCAUCAUUCAUGCUCCCUUCAUCAUUCAUGCUCCCUUCAUCAUUCAUGCUCCCUUCAUCAUUCAUGCUCCCUUCAUCAUUCAUGCUCCCUUCAUCAUCCAUGCUCCCUUCAUCAUUCAUGCUCCCUUCAUCAUUCAUGCUCCCUUCAUCAUUCAUGCUCCCUUCAUCAUUCAUGCUCCCUUCAUCAUCCAUGCUCCCUUCAUCAUUCAUGCUCCCUUCAUCAUUCAUGCUCCCUUCAUCAUUCAUGCUCCCUUCAUCAUCCAUGCUCCCUUCAUCAUUCAUGCUCCCUUCAUCAUUCAUGCUCCCUUCAUCAUCCAUGCUCCCUUCAUCAUCCAUGCUCCCUUCAUCAUCCAUGCUCCCUUCAUCAUUCAUGCUCCCUUCAUCAUUCAUGCUCCCUUCAUCAUUCAUGCUCCCUUCAUCAUCCAUGCUCCCUUCAUCAUUCAUGCUCCCUUCAUCAUUCAUGCUCCCUUCAUCAUCCAUGCUCCCUUCAUCAUCCAUGCUCCCUUCAUCAUCCAUGCUCCCUUCAUCAUCCAUGCUCCCUUCAUCAUCCAUGCUCCCUUCAUCAUUCAUGCUCCCUUCAUCAUCCAUGCUCCCUUCAUCAUUCAUGCUCCCUUCAUCAUCCAUGCUCCCUUCAUCAUCCAUGCUCCCUUCAUCAUCCAUGCUCCCUUCAUCAUCCAUGCUCCCUUCAUCAUUCAUGCUCCCUUCAUCAUUCAUGCUCCCUUCAUCAUCCAUGCUCCCUUCAUCAUUCAUGCUCCCUUCAUCAUUCAUGCCUCCCCUUCACAUUCAUCUCCCUUCAUCAUUCAUUCUCCCUUCAUCAUUCAUGCUCCCUUCAUCAUUCAUGCUCCCUUCAUCAUUCAUGCUCCCUUCAUCAUCCAUGCUCCCUUCAUCAUUCAUGCUCCCUUCAUCAUUCAUGCUCCCUUCAUCAUCCAUGCUCCCUUCAUCAUUCAUGCUCCCUUCAUCAUUCAUGCUCCCCUUCAGCAUCCAUGCUCCCUUCAUCAUUCAUGCUCCCUUCAUCAUUCAUGCUCCCUUCAUCAUCCAUGCUCCCUUCAUCAUUCAUUUUCUCCCCUUCAUCAUUCAUGCUCCCUUCAUCAUCCAUGCUCCCUUCAUCAUCCAUGCUCCCUUCAUCAUCCAUGCUCCCUUCAUCAUUCAUGCUCCCUUCAUCAUCCAUGCUCCCUUCAUCAUUCAUGCUCCCUUCAUCAUCCAUGCUCCCUUCAUCAUCCAUGCUCCCUUCAUCAUCCAUGCUCCCUUCAUCAUCCAUGCUCCCUUCAUCAUUCAUGCUCCCUUCAUCAUUCAUGCUCCCUUCAUCAUCCAUGCUCCCCUUCAUUCAUUCAUGCCCCCUUCAUCAUUCAUGCUCCCUUCAUCAUUCAUGCUCCCUUCAUCAUUCAUGCUCCCUUCAUCAUUCAUGCUCCCUUCAUCAUUCAUGCUCCCUUCAUCAUUCAUGCUCCCUUCAUCAUCCAUGCUCCCUUCAUCAUUCAUGCUCCCUUCAUCAUUCAUGCUCCCUUCAUCAUCCAUGCUCCCUUCAUCAUUCAUGCUCCCUUCAUCAUUCAGCUCCCCUUCAGCACCAUGCUCCCUUCAUCAUUCAUGCUCCCUUCAUCAUUCAUGCUCCCUUCAUCAUCCAUGCUCCCUUCAUCAUUCAUGCUCCCUUCAUCAUUCAUGUCCCCCUUCAUCAUCCAUGCUCCCUUCAUCAUCCAUGCUCCCUUCAUCAUCCAUGCUCCCUUCAUCAUUCAUGCUCCCUUCAUCAUCCAUGCUCCCUUCAUCAUUCAUGCUCCCUUCAUCAUUCAUGCUCCCUUCAUCAUCCAUGCUCCCUUCAUCAUCCAUGCUCCCUUCAUCAUCCAUGCUCCCUUCAUCAUUCAUGCUCCCUUCAUCAUCCAUGCUCCCUUCAUCAUCCAUGCUCCCUUCAUCAUUCAUGCUCCCUUCAUCAUCCAUGCUCCCUUCAUCAUCCAUGCUCCCUUCAUCAUUCAUGCUCCCUUCAUCAUCCAUGCUCCCUUCAUCAUCCAUGCUCCCUUCAUCAUUCAUGCUCCCUUCAUCAUCCAUGCUCCCUUCAUCAUCCAUGCUCCCUUCAUCAUCCAUGCUCCCUUCAUCAUUCAUGCUCCCUUCAUCAUCCAUGCUCCCUUCAUCAUUCAUGCUCCCUUCAUCAUUCAUGCUCCCUUCAUCAUCCAUGCUCCCUUCAUCAUUCAUGCUCCCUUCAUCAUUCAUGCUCCCUUCAUCAUCCAUGCUCCCUUCAUCAUCCAUGCUCCCUUCAUCAUUCAUGCUCCCUUCAUCAUUCAUGCUCCCUUCAUCAUCCAUGCUCCCUUCAUCAUCCAUGCUCCCUUCAUCAUCCAUUCUCCUUCAUCAUCCAUGCUCCCUUCAUCAUUCAUGCUCCCUUCAUCAUUCAUGCUCCCUUCAUCAUCCAUGCUCCCUUCAUCAUUCAUGCUCCCUUCAUCAUUCUGCUCAAUCAUCAUCCAUGCUCCCUUCAUCAUUCAUGCUCCCUUCAUCAUCCAUGCUCCCUUCAUCAUCCAUGCUCCCUUCAUCAUUCAUGCUCCCUUCAUCAUUCAUGCUCCCUUCAUCAUCCAUGCUCCCUUCAUCAUCCAUGCUCCCUUCAUCAUCCAUGCUCCCUUCAUCAUUCAUGCUCCCUUCAUCAUUCAUGCUCCCCUUAUCAUUCAUGCUCCCUUCAUCAUUCAUGCUCCCUUCAUCAUUCAUGCUCCCCUUCUCAUCCAUGCUCCCUUCAUCAUCCAUGCUCCCUUCAUCAUCCAUGCUCCCUUCAUCAUUCAUGCUCCCUUCAUCAUUCAUGCUCCCUUCAUCAUCCAUGCUCCCUUCAUCAUUCAUGCUCCCUUCAUCAUUCAUGCUCCCUUCAUCAUCCAUGCUCCCUUCAUCAUCCAUGCUCCCUUCAUCAUUCAUGCUCCCUUCAUCAUCCAUGCUCCCUUCAUCAUUCAUGCUCCCUUCAUCAUUCAUGCUCCCUUCAUCAUCCAUGCUCCCUUCAUCAUUCAUGCUCCCUUCAUCAUCCAUGCUCCCUUCAUCAUCCAUGCUCCCUUCAUCAUCCAUGCUCCCUUCAUCAUUCAUGCUCCCUUCAUCAUCCAUGCUCCCUUCAUCAUCCAUGCUCCCUUCAUCAUUCAUGCUCCCUUCAUCAUUCAUGCUCCCUUCAUCAUCCAUGCUCCCUUCAUCAUUCAUUGCUCCCCUUCAUCAUUCAUGCUCCCCUUCAUCAUCCAUGCUCCUUCAUCAUCCAUGCUCCCUUCAUCAUUCAUGCUCCCUUCAUCAUUCAUGCUCCCUUCAUCAUCCAUGCUCCCUUCAUCAUCCAUGCUCCCUUCAUCAUCCAUGCUCCCUUCAUCAUUCAUGCUCCCUUCAUCAUUCAUGCUCCCUUCAUCAUCCAUGCUCCCUUCAUCAUUCAUGCUCCCUUCAUCAUCCAUGCUCCCUUCAUCAUCCAUGCUCCCUUCAUCAUUCAUGCUCCCUUCAUCAUUCAUGCUCCCUUCAUCAUCCAUGCUCCCUUCAUCAUCCAUGCUCCCUUCAUCAUUCAUGCUCCCUUCAUCAUUCAUGCUCCCUUCAUCAUCCAUGCUCCCUUCAUCAUCCAUGCUCCCUUCAUCAUCCAUGCUCCCUUCAUCAUCCAUGCUCCCUUCAUCAUUCAUGCUCCCUUCAUCAUUCAUGCUCCCUUCAUUUCAUCAUCUCCCCUUCAUCAUUCAUGCUCCCUUCAUCAUUCAUGCUCCCUUCAUCAUUCAUGCUCCCUUCAUCAUUCAUGCUCCCUUCAUCAUUCAUGCUCCCUUCAUCAUUCAUGCUCCCUUCAUCAUUCAUGCUCCCUUCAUCAUCCAUGCUCCCUUCAUCAUCCAUGCUCCCUUCAUCAUCCAUGCUCCCUUCAUCAUCCAUGCUCCCUUCAUCAUUCAUGCUCCCUUCAUCAUUCAUGCUCCCUUCAUCAUUCAUGCUCCCUUCAUCAUUCAUGCUCCCUUCAUCAUUCAUGCUCCCUUCAUCAUUCAUGCUCCCUUCAUCAUCCAUGCUCCCUUCAUCAUCCAUGCUCCCUUCAUCAUCCAUGCUCCCUUCAUCAUCCAUGCUCCCUUCAUCAUUCAUGCUCCCUUCAUCAUUCAUGCUCCCUUCAUCAUCCAUGCUCCCUUCAUCAUUCAUGCUCCCUUCAUCAUCCAUGCUCCCUUCAUCAUUCAUGCUCCCUUCAUCAUUCAUGCUCCCUUCAUCAUCCAUGCUCCCUUCAUCAUUCAUGCUCCCUUCAUCAUUCAUGCUCCCUUCAUCAUCCAUGCUCCCUUCAUCAUUCAUGCUCCCUUCAUCAUUCAUGCUCCCUUCAUCAUCCAUGCUCCCUUCAUCAUUCAUGCUCCCUUCAUCAUUCAUGCUCCCUUCAUCAUCCAUGCUCCCUUCAUCAUCCAUGCUCCCUUCAUCAUCCAUGCUCCCUUCAUCAUUCAUGCUCCCUUCAUCAUUCAUGCUCCCUUCAUCAUCCAUGCUCCCUUCAUCAUCCAUGCUCCCUUCAUCAUUCAUGCUCCCUUCAUCAUUCAUGCUCCCUUCAUCAUCCAUGCUCCCUUCAUCAUUCAUGCUCCCUUCAUCAUCCAUGCUCCCUUCAUCAUCCAUGCUCCCUUCAUCAUCCAUGCUCCCUUCAUCAUUCAUGCUCCCUUCAUCAUCCAUGCUCCCUUCAUCAUUCAUGCUCCCUUCAUCAUUCAUGCUCCCUUCAUCAUUCAUGCUCCCUUCAUCAUCCAUGCUCCCUUCAUCAUCCAUGCUCCCUUCAUCAUUCAUGCUCCCUUCAUCAUUCAUGCUCCCUUCAUCAUCCAUGCUCCCUUCAUCAUUCAUGCUCCCUUCAUCAUUCAUGCUCCCUUCAUCAUCCAUGCUCCCUUCAUCAUCCAUGCUCCCUUCAUCAUCCAUGCUCCCUUCAUCAUCCAUGCUCCCUUCAUCAUUCAUGCUCCCUUCAUCAUUCAUGCUCCCUUCAUCAUUCAUGCUCCCUUCAUCAUCCAUGCUCCCUUCAUCAUUCAUGCUCCCUUCAUCAUUCAUGCUCCCUUCAUCAUCCAUGCUCCCUUCAUCAUUCAUGCUCCCUUCAUCAUCCAUGCUCCCUUCAUCAUCCAUGCUCCCUUCAUCAUCCAUGCUCCCUUCAUCAUUCAUGCUCCCUUCAUCAUCCAUGCUCCCUUCAUCAUCCAUGCUCCCUUCAUCAUUCAUGCUCCCUUCAUCAUUCAUGCUCCCUUCAUCAUUCAUGCUCCCUUCAUCAUUCAUGCUCCCUUCAUCAUCCAUGCUCCCUUCAUCAUUCAUGCUCCCUUCAUCAUUCAUGCUCCCUUCAUCAUUCAUGCUCCCUUCAUCAUUCAUGCUCCCUUCAUCAUUCAUGCUCCCUUCAUCAUUCAUGCUCCCUUCAUCAUUCAUGCUCCCUUCAUCAUUCAUGCUCCCUUCAUCAUUCAUGCUCCCUUCAUCAUUCAUGCUCCCUUCAUCAUCCAUGCUCCCUUCAUCAUUCAUGCUCCCUUCAUCAUUCAUGCUCCCUUCAUCAUUCAUGCUCCCUUCAUCAUUCAUGCUCCCUUCAUCAUUCAUGCUCCCUUCAUCAUUCAUGCUCCCUUCAUCAUCCAUGCUCCCUUCAUCAUCCAUGCUCCCUUCAUCAUCCAUGCUCCCUUCAUCAUCCAUGCUCCCUUCAUCAUCCAUGCUCCCUUCAUCAUUCAUGCUCCCUUCAUCAUUCAUGCUCCCUUCAUCAUUCAUGCUCCCUUCAUCAUUCAUGCUCCCUUCAUCAUUCAUGCUCCCUUCAUCAUUCAUGCUCCCUUCAUCAUUCAUGCUCCCUUCAUCAUUCAUGCUCCCUUCAUCAUUCAUGCUCCCUUCAUCAUUCAUGCUCCCUUCAUCAUCCAUGCUCCCUUCAUCAUCCAUGCUCCCUUCAUCAUUCAUGCUCCCUUCAUCAUUCAUGCUCCCUUCAUCAUUCAUGCUCCCUUCAUCAUUCAUGCUCCCUUCAUCAUCCAUGCUCCCUUCAUCAUUCAUGCUCCCUUCAUCAUCCAUGCUCCCUUCAUCAUUCAUGCUCCCUUCAUCAUUCAUGCUCCCUUCAUCAUUCAUGCUCCCUUCAUCAUUCAUGCUCCCUUCAUCAUUCAUGCUCCCUUCAUCAUUCAUGCUCCCUUCAUCAUUCAUGCUCCCUUCAUCAUCCAUGCUCCCUUCAUCAUCCAUGCUCCCUUCAUCAUCCAUGCUCCCUUCAUCAUUCAUGCUCCCUUCAUCAUUCAUGCUCCCUUCAUCAUUCAUGCUCCCUUCAUCAUUCAUGCUCCCUUCAUCAUUCAUGCUCCCUUCAUCAUUCAUGCUCCCUUCAUCAUUCAUGCUCCCUUCAUCAUUCAUGCUCCCUUCAUCAUUCAUGCUCCCUUCAUCAUUCAUGCUCCCUUCAUCAUUCAUGCUCCCUUCAUCAUUCAUGCUCCCUUCAUCAUUCAUGCUCCCUUCAUCAUUCAUGCUCCCUUCAUCAUUCAUGCUCCCUUCAUCAUUCAUGCUCCCUUCAUCAUCCAUGCUCCCUUCAUCAUUCAUGCUCCCUUCAUCAUCCAUGCUCCCUUCAUCAUUCAUGCUCCCUUCAUCAUUCAUGCUCCCUUCAUCAUUCAUGCUCCCUUCAUCAUUCAUGCUCCCUUCAUCAUUCAUGCUCCCUUCAUCAUUCAUGCUCCCUUCAUCAUUCAUGCUCCCUUCAUCAUUCAUGCUCCCUUCAUCAUUCAUGCUCCCUUCAUCAUUCAUGCUCCCUUCAUCAUCCAUGCUCCCUUCAUCAUUCAUGCUCCCUUCAUCAUUCAUGCUCCCUUCAUCAUUCAUGCUCCCUUCAUCAUUCAUGCUCCCUUCAUCAUUCAUGCUCCCUUCAUCAUUCAUGCUCCCUUCAUCAUUCAUGCUCCCUUCAUCAUUCAUGCUCCCUUCAUCAUUCAUGCUCCCUUCAUCAUUCAUGCUCCCUUCAUCAUUCAUGCUCCCUUCAUCAUUCAUGCUCCCUUCAUCAUUCAUGCUCCCUUCAUCAUUCAUGCUCCCUUCAUCAUUCAUGCUCCCUUCAUCAUUCAUGCUCCCUUCAUCAUUCAUGCUCCCUUCAUCAUUCAUGCUCCCUUCAUCAUUCAUGCUCCCUUCAUCAUUCAUGCUCCCUUCAUCAUUCAUGCUCCCUUCAUCAUUCAUGCUCCCUUCAUCAUUCAUGCUCCCUUCAUCAUUCAUGCUCCCUUCAUCAUUCAUGCUCCCUUCAUCAUUCAUGCUCCCUUCAUCAUUCAUGCUCCCUUCAUCAUUCAUGCUCCCUUCAUCAUUCAUGCUCCCUUCAUCAUUCAUGCUCCCUUCAUCAUUCAUGCUCCCUUCAUCAUUCAUGCUCCCUUCAUCAUUCAUGCUCCCUUCAUCAUUCAUGCUCCCUUCAUCAUUCAUGCUCCCUUCAUCAUUCAUGCUCCCUUCAUCAUUCAUGCUCCCUUCAUCAUCCAUGCUCCCUUCAUCAUCCAUGCUCCCUUCAUCAUCCAUGCUCCCUUCAUCAUUCAUGCUCCCUUCAUCAUUCAUGCUCCCUUCAUCAUUCAUGCUCCCUUCAUCAUUCAUGCUCCCUUCAUCAUUCAUGCUCCCUUCAUCAUUCAUGCUCCCUUCAUCAUUCAUGCUCCCUUCAUCAUUCAUGCUCCCUUCAUCAUUCAUGCUCCCUUCAUCAUUCAUGCUCCCUUCAUCAUUCAUGCUCCCUUCAUCAUUCAUGCUCCCUUCAUCAUUCAUGCUCCCUUCAUCAUUCAUGCUCCCUUCAUCAUCCAUGCUCCCUUCAUCAUCCAUGCUCCCUUCAUCAUUCAUGCUCCCUUCAUCAUUCAUGCUCCCUUCAUCAUUCAUGCUCCCUUCAUCAUUCAUGCUCCCUUCAUCAUCCAUGCUCCCUUCAUCAUCCAUGCUCCCUUCAUCAUCCAUGCUCCCUUCAUCAUUCAUGCUCCCUUCAUCAUUCAUGCUCCCUUCAUCAUUCAUGCUCCCUUCAUCAUUCAUGCUCCCUUCAUCAUUCAUGCUCCCUUCAUCAUUCAUGCUCCCUUCAUCAUUCAUGCUCCCUUCAUCAUUCAUGCUCCCUUCAUCAUUCAUGCUCCCUUCAUCAUUCAUGCUCCCUUCAUCAUUCAUGCUCCCUUCAUCAUUCAUGCUCCCUUCAUCAUUCAUGCUCCCUUCAUCAUUCAUGCUCCCUUCAUCAUUCAUGCUCCCUUCAUCAUUCAUGCUCCCUUCAUCAUUCAUGCUCCCUUCAUCAUUCAUGCUCCCUUCAUCAUUCAUGCUCCCUUCAUCAUCCAUGCUCCCUUCAUCAUCCAUGCUCCCUUCAUCAUCCAUGCUCCCUUCAUCAUUCAUGCUCCCUUCAUCAUUCAUGCUCCCUUCAUCAUUCAUGCUCCCUUCAUCAUUCAUGCUCCCUUCAUCAUUCAUGCUCCCUUCAUCAUUCAUGCUCCCUUCAUCAUUCAUGCUCCCUUCAUCAUUCAUGCUCCCUUCAUCAUUCAUGCUCCCUUCAUCAUUCAUGCUCCCUUCAUCAUUCAUGCUCCCUUCAUCAUUCAUGCUCCCUUCAUCAUUCAUGCUCCCUUCAUCAUUCAUGCUCCCUUCAUCAUUCAUGCUCCCUUCAUCAUCCAUGCUCCCUUCAUCAUCCAUGCUCCCUUCAUCAUCCAUGCUCCCUUCAUCAUCCAUGCUCCCUUCAUCAUUCAUGCUCCCUUCAUCAUUCAUGCUCCCUUCAUCAUCCAUGCUCCCUUCAUCAUCCAUGCUCCCUUCAUCAUCCAUGCUCCCUUCAUCAUCCAUGCUCCCUUCAUCAUCCAUGCUCCCUUCAUCAUUCAUGCUCCCUUCAUCAUUCAUGCUCCCUUCAUCAUUCAUGCUCCCUUCAUCAUUCAUGCUCCCUUCAUCAUUCAUGCUCCCUUCAUCAUUCAUGCUCCCUUCAUCAUUCAUGCUCUUGCGAUGGUUUAG